AUGUACAACUAUGAAAACAUUUCACCAUAUUUACGGAUUGCCCAGGAAUUGGGAUUCGCUGACGUAACUGCCCUCAUCGAGUGGGCUGUAUGCAAGAAUUUCGAAGAAUUCGCUACCACAAUGGAAUUCUGCACAAUAACCUGCGACCGAUUACGGCGCCUCCUAGUACGUGAUGACCUUGCCGUUGCCAACAAAGCUACAGUUUUUCGCUCACUGGUCACUUGGCUUAAUGCGCAGAAGUUGGACAAAGCUAUCCAUCAAUCGAUGUUUGAGGAUCUGUUUGCAUUAAUUCGUCUGCUCCAAGUUCCUUCCAACUUUCUGCCUGUGAUGUUGUCGGAUCACCGUGAAUGUUCAACGAGUACC
This is a messenger RNA of Dibothriocephalus latus, 363 nucleotides long. NCBI's taxonomy places the organism in Eukaryota, Metazoa, Platyhelminthes, Cestoda, Diphyllobothriidea, Diphyllobothriidae. The record is from the annotation of a GenBank genome assembly.